AUGCUUGCAUCCUCUAGACGGGGAGGAUUGCAGGCCUCUCGAUCCAUCACCAGAGGAAGCAGGGUUGAAAUGAAUGCACAGCAUAGAUCAUCGUCAACCACAUCAUCAUCGUCUCGGCUAGUUGUCUCCCGCCGUGCCUGGCAAGCCCAUACCAAGACACUACCAUCAAGACCCAAAGCAACGAAAAAAAAGGCCGACGAAAAACCAUGGCCCCGCGAAUAUCAGCUGGCUGGGUAUGCUGCGGCUGCCAUUUUCAUUCCGUACAGUCUACUUUGGUUUGCCUUGUCGAAUCCAACGGCAAGAGAGCAAAUGGAGGAAAUUGCUCCUGGUUUGGUGGACAGCCCGCGAAUGCGAAAACAUUUUGGAGAAUUGGAGUGGGAUGUUCAAGCCUAUGGUGACAAAGACGAAGGGAUCAUUCCAGCGUUCUACCAUUAUCCUGGAGAAAGCGGUUACAGAGAACGACAAAAAGAGGCUACCGUUCAAGAGCGCAACAAGGCACAAGUAGAGGCAAAUUUGUAUCUGCAAUCUGAUGAAACGAGCAGUGUGGAAACCAAGAAAGUGGCCGCCUCCACUUUGGCCAAUCCAGAAUGUCUCAAGCAAGCCUUUGGGGUUGCGAACGACUACUCGGAAGCCAAGGUGGCUUUGGAAUUUCCAAGUGAUGAUGAGGAUGAUGGUGGAUCUGCUGAAAGCACCAGCGGUGGCGAGCUUUCGCUGUCGGAUCAACUAUCCACUGACUUUGUCGAGGAAGAUCCCACUUUGAGACUCAGACAAGAGCAUCACACCUUUUCCAGUUGGCACUAUAUUCCAACCCUAUCAGCGGAAGAGAAAAAGGCUCAAGCACAGAGUCAAAGCAUGUCGGACUUGGAUGUGGAUAUUGCCCGAUUAGAGUACACCAUUGGUGAAGUGGAAAGAGAUAUGAAAGAUCCUAAUUGUACCAAGGAUCGGGAUACGAUGGAUGAGGAUCGCAGCAAGGCAAGAUCGGAAUUGAGAAAGCUCAAAUGGAGAAGGCGGCUAGGAAUCAAGUAA
Molecule: messenger RNA, 1026 nt
Organism: Cylindrotheca closterium
Lineage: Eukaryota; Bacillariophyta; Bacillariophyceae; Bacillariales; Bacillariaceae
Source: the annotation of a GenBank genome assembly